Messenger RNA from Esox lucius (northern pike), 2615 nucleotides. RefSeq names its product gap junction alpha-3 protein. Gene Ontology annotation, biological process: cell communication. The record is from RefSeq and is a predicted model, not a curated record. The transcript is spliced from 3 exons. Gene Ontology annotation, cellular component: connexin complex. Lineage: Eukaryota; Metazoa; Chordata; Actinopteri; Esociformes; Esocidae. The coding region runs from base 457 to 1581 and encodes 374 amino acids.
AAUCACCUGGAAUGGGGCGGGAUGCUGGGCCAGGGGCGCCUGAAGUUUACAUAGGAGAGCCAAAUUUAACCAUGGGGGGCUGGGGAGAGGUAGAGGCUAGGGUUGAGAGAGAUGGUCUUGGUUAGCAGUAGCAGCAGUGUGUUUGGGUCAUUAGGCGGUGGGAGAGGAAGGCAAGGCCCUUGACUGGAGACGGGAGGGACUGUCAGCGGCAGUGUGGAACCGCCUUGUUGUGGCCAAGCGGUGCUCCGGUGCUCUCGCUGGUGUUUCCUGUCCAUUCAAGGACAUCACUGCUGCUGGACGGGAGAGGAGAGAACAGCGGAGAGGGGCAGCCUGUCACAGAGGCCUUGCAGGAUCGGAGAAAGCUGGACGAUGGGAGCCCUAUAGACUCAGAGCCCCACGGAGUACUGCGCUUCUGGGAAUGAGUAGCCUUCCAAGACACAGUUAUCUGUCACUACCAUGGGAGAUUGGAACCUGCUAGGGAAGCUGCUGGAAAAAGCCCAAGAACACAGCACUGUAGUUGGCAAGGUCUGGCUCACCGUCCUGUUCAUCUUUAGGAUCCUGGUUCUGAGUGCUGCCACAGAGAAGGUGUGGGGUGACGAACAGUCAGGCUUCACCUGCGACACCAAGACGCCCGGCUGUGAGAAUGUCUGCUAUGACAUCACCUUCCCCAUCUCGCACGUACGCUUCUGGGUGCUGCAGAUCAUCUUCGUGUCCACGCCCACGCUCAUUUACCUGGGCCACAUUCUCCACCUGGUGAGAAUGGAGGAGAAGCAGAAGCAGAGGGAGAAGGAUGCAGAGCGGGCCGGAGACAAACACCCCCUGGUCGAGACCAGGCCCCGCAAGGCUCCGCUGAGGGACGACAGGGGGAGGGUUCACCUGAAGGGGGAGCUACUGAGGACUUACGUGUUCAACGUCAUCUUCAAGACGCUGUUUGAGGUGGGUUUCAUCGUCAUGCAGUACCUGCUGUACGGCUUCCAGCUGGAGCCCAUGUAUACCUGCGACCGCCCGCCCUGCCCCAACACCGUCAACUGCUACAUCUCCCGGCCGACAGAGAAGACCAUCUUCAUCAUCUUCAUGCUGGCUGUGGCCAGCCUCUCGCUGUUCCUCAACCUGAUCGAGAUGUACCACCUGUGCUUCACCAAGUGUCGCCGGGGCAUUAAGUACAGGAGGGCGGAGCUGAGCGCUGACUCCGCGUCCAAGGAGCCCAGCGAGGCGGAGGAGGCGGUGCCCUGCGCUCCCGGCUACGCCCCUUAUCACUACCCACAGCUUCAACCGUCCUACCAGGUUCAGCCGGCCUACCCGCUGGUCCCCUCCUACAACAUGUCGCCCCUACCUGAGGACGCGGACUCCACCUACCAGCCCUGCCACAGCAAGGCCGCCUACAGGCAGAACAAGGACAACUUGGCAGUGGAGCGGAGUGGCACCGGUAUGCCGGACGAGGACGCGGACCUGAAGGUGACGAAGAGUGGAGGGGGAACGUCGGGUGGUUCGGAGCCAGGGUCACCGUCUCUACCCAGGGGUCAACGGCAUGCCCCUAAACACAGCAACAACAAGACCAGAAUAGACGAUCUGAAGAUCUGAGACAGGUUCGGGUUUCUAUGUGGAUGUCUAAGGUUCCUCGAAGGCAUUCUGAGGGCUGCAGCACAAUGGCGCCCUGUUCUCUUUGUAGUGCCCUACGUUUAAUAAGAGCUUUGUUGUUGCUCCCAUGGGCCUUGGUUAAAAGUAGUGCACUAUAUAGGGAAUAGGGUGGUAUUUGGGAUAGCAUAAAUGUGACCAACGGUCAGCCCCCCCCCCCCCCCCACAGCCGUCUGGUGGAUGGCUGAGCUUUGACUCACCAGGGUGGAUUUACAGUCAGAGGACCCCCAAAGGAAGUGAGACCGGUGUGUUGUGAAUAUGUUUUGUGAAGGGGCGUUGGGUUUAGAGGACAAUGCACAGCAUCUUCGAACUCUGUCAGAAAGCCCUCCACUCCUUUGUGACAUUAGGACUACUGUAUGUCUGGUAAAUAUAUACAAUAUAGGAACCAUUUCUGUUAUAUGAAACUGUGUGCUGAAUAGUGGUAGUGCCAAUUCCGAUAGUUUACUAUAUGAGGAACAGGGUGUACUUUGACCAAGAUCUUAUUAGAAUGAAUAUUUCUUGAAUUUCCAUAUAUGAUUUUGACUUCUCCGAGAUUAAUCCUGGAUGCACUUUCACAUGUAAAGUACUGUAUUUUAUCAGCCACAACAACUAGCUGCUAGGCAAACUGAAAAUAGAUCUAUUUUAAUGGAAAAUAAAAGAUAUUUAUGUAUCUAAAUGGAAAAUAUUUUUUUUAAACAUGCCUUGCAGAGGUUUGUGGACUGUGUCCAUAGCAGGGCUGUGUGUUUCAAGCUGUUCGAAUGAAUCCCACUAGGACCAUUUAAACACACAGUGACAUGGUUAACCAUGUACAGGUCACAUAUUAACACACAGAACAGCCAGGACCAUCAGUGUUAGGUCCAGGCAUCACUGUAUUAUACCUGUACUGAGCCGCACCUAAACUGUACUCUCUAUCACUGACAACAACGUUAUAGCCAAUAGCACUCACAUGCUAAUUAUUACUGGCCCACAGAGACUGUAGGGCCUGACUGUACAGCACAAGG